GUGAUCCAAGAUGGCGGUCGUAAUGGAAGGUCCUCUGUCUAAAUGGACGAAUGUAGUCAAAGGAUGGCAAUACAGAUGGUUUGUUUUGGACGACAAUACGGGUCUAUUGUCUUAUUACACGAGAGUGGUGAUYGGGAAAGAUUUUGAGCAUUUUGACCCAACAAGAGAAAGUCUUGAUCAAAGACUAGCAGAGACUGAAGCUUAUUACAAAAUAUUAACCAAUCAAAUCAAGAUAAUGAAAAAUCAGAUAAAUGCUGAUGUUGACAGUCAUUUAUCACAAAGAUAUGCUGUACUCAAGGAGUCAUCAGAAAACAUGUUGGAUUCUGUUGGCAAAUGUUUACAACUAAUGUACUCAAUUAAAGAAGAAUGCGAAAAAUCUAUUCCCAAGGCACCACAGGACACCCAACCCUUGCUGGACAUCGUCAGUGACCAUUAUUCUGAAGGAGAUCAAUCAAAGAGUAACCUUGUUCAAAAUCAGAUCCCCAGUGAUAUUUCUUCGUCUAUUACCUCAGGCGAGAGAAAAAMUGACACCUCUCCCGAAAGACGGACAAUGCGACAGAGCAAAAGCGAAUCAUCGCUAUCUCUUGAAAAACAGUCACCUUCAAAUGAAAACGAAAAUGAUGAUGAAAAAAAACUUAAGAGCGUAAUGUCGAAAUCAAGUUUGGAACUAACUACUCCAACGACAGAGGWAGCAACUUUAAAUUUCGACACUUCUGUCACACCCGUGGAAAAUUGUACCGCUCGUCCAAAUAUUCCAGAUUUUACCUCUCAUGUUACAUAUGCUAUAGCCUCUCCUGUAGUUGGUGAUGUUAGUGUACCACUUGCGUCGUAUUCCAGUAGUGACGAAGAAGAUGUGGAGUUUUUUGACGCAUCAGAGUUUUCAGAGAACCAAAGUAUUGAACAGAAAGAUGUAACAAGUUCUCAAAAACCAGCUUCCUUACAAGUUGCAAUCCUAGAUGAUGAAGACGAAUAUGAGCCAAUGGAUGAGGAUGUGUAUGGGAAAGAGUUAGGAGCUGAUGCAGUAGAGCAACAUAGUAGUGUUAUUACUCAUUUGUUAUCACAAGUCAGGCUAGGAAUGGAUCUGACAAAGAAUCGUCGAUAAGAAAACACCAGAAGAGAGAAUCAUACAAGUUCUCAGAUGGUACCUGUCUGCGAUGAGUGCUGGGAGAAAAGGUUCGGUAGCAAAGAAACCCUAUAAUCCUAUUCUGGGAGAGACGUUUCGUUGUUUUUGGACUCUACCGGAAUAUGCUUCUACUAGAGAUAAGACGCCUGUCAAAGAUGGUCCUGUUCCAUGGGCAUCAAAAGAUGACGUGACAUUUUUAGCCGAGCAAGUGUCACACCAUCCACCCAUCUCAGCUUUCUACGCCGAAAAUCGUACCAAGAAAAUCUCAUUUGGCGCUCACAUUUGGACCAAGUCUAAGUUUCUGGGUUUAUCUAUUGGAGUAGAAAAUGUUGGCCAAGGCUGCGUAUCUGUUAUACCACAUGACGAAGAGUAUGUCUUAACCUUUCCCAACGGUUAUGGAAGGUCGAUUCUCACAGUCCCGUGGAUGGAGAUUGGUGGUAAAAGCACUAUAACUUGUGCUAAAUCUGGAUACAGCGCUUCGAUACAAUUCCACUGUAAGCCAUUUUAUGGAGGAAAGAAACACCGCGUGACUUGUGAAGUAUUGGCGCCAAAUGAGAAGAARCCAUUCCUGACUAUCAAUGGUGAAUGGAAUGGACUGAUGUUCGCUAAGUACGCUGAUAAAGAGGAGGAAGAACUCUUCAUAGACGCGAAGAAUUUCCCUACCUAUAGAAAGCUAGUCAAGAAAAUCGAAAAACAGGGAGAGUACGAGUCAAAGAGAUUGUGGAAAGAUGUGACUUAUAACUUGAAACAUUCCAACGUAGAUAAAGCGACAGAAAGCAAACACAAGCUCGAGGAAAGGCAAAGAGCAGAAGCAAGAGAAAGAAAAGAAAAAGGAUUAAAUUGGGAAACCAAGUUAUUCCACGAWGUAGGAGGUCAUUGGCUGUACGAUAAACCGCUACAGAAGAUUCUAAAUAAGGAAAGCUGAAAUUCAUAGGAAAUUCUGAAAAUUGUUACAAAUAUUUUGAAUUAUUUUAUUAAUGUAAUUCGAAGCUCAAAAGGAACAAGGAAAUCUGAAACGCAACAAAUCCAAAGAAAGAUGCAAUUUAAGGAAUUAGGAACUUGCACUCCUGGGUCACUUUGUAUUCAAACGAAUCCCAGAAAGAGGARGACCAUCUCGAAUGCGAACUUUCAGGUCAUGAUACAGAAGAUGGGAGUCGGGAAUGGCAAUUUAAGGAUAUAAAAUUGGUUGUGAAAAUGUGUUGAAUGGCAAGAGGUUGCUGCGCAGCGCAUAUUGUUAUGAAAUUCCUAAUAACAUAUUUAGUUUUAUAUUUAGGGAUAGAUCACGUGACCUAUUAUAAGAAGUCCCCAAAUUUACCAACUUUUUUAGCCGUUAAAUAAAUUACAACUACACGCCAAACAUUAAAAAUUAGCGUUAAAAUUUUUAUGGCGCUAAACUCAAAUCGCAUUCCUGCAAGUGAAAUAAAUUGAUCACUCAGGACUGUCUCUCGACUKUCUUUAGAAAUUGCCUACAACUUGUGAAAUUUUCAAGUGUUUCAAUUGUUCGUUGAUGUGUAAAUUCCUUUCAUUACUGYGGACUGUAGUCAAAUUCUAAAGAAUAAUUACACGCUGACGAAGCUGAGGUUGAGUAAUGGGAUCCGUGAAAUGGCCUAUUCGUACUCUCGUUUUCUCGGAACCAAAGAGUUUGCCUGUGGUACCCAUACUGAAUCAUUAAAAAUUAAUAGACCUU
Messenger RNA from Actinia tenebrosa (Australian red waratah sea anemone), 2810 nucleotides. RefSeq names its product oxysterol-binding protein-related protein 9. Gene Ontology annotation, cellular component: cytosol; membrane; Golgi apparatus. Gene Ontology annotation, molecular function: sterol binding. The record is from RefSeq and is a predicted model, not a curated record. Lineage: Eukaryota; Metazoa; Cnidaria; Anthozoa; Actiniaria; Actiniidae.